AUGGCUUCUGUUGAUGGCCUCACCAGAACGUACUACAUUGGAAUUAAAGAAGAAAGGUGGAACUAUGCUCCGAGUGGUCGAAAUCUCAUAACUGGGAAAAACAUAGCUGAAGAUGAGCUUGCCUCUGUGUUUUUAUUGCGAGGCCCACGCAGAAUCGGAUCUGUGUACAAGAAAGCAAUUUACAGGGAGUACACUGACCAAACCUAUUCUAAAGAGAUCUCUAAACCUAAUUGGCUGGGGUAUCUGGGCCCAGUUCUGAGAGGAGAGGUGGGCGACAUCCUGAUCGUCCACAUGAAGAACUUUGCCUCCAGGCAAUAUUCGUUGCAUCCACACGGCACCUUAUAUGAGAAAGACUCUGAAGGGGCUCUGUAUCCUGACGGAACAUCUGGAACGCUGAAGCUGGAUGACGCUGUCCCCCCAGGAGGAAACCACACCUACACCUGGGCUGUCAAGCCCGAAUUUGCCCCCGCGGAGGGGGACGCUAACUGCCUGACCUGGGCGUACCACUCUCAUGUCAAUUCUCCCCGGGACGUCUAUUCCGGUCUCAUUGGGCCCCUCCUUACCUGCAAGAAAGGCACCCUGCUGCCGGUGCCCGGCAACCCGACCUUGCUGAACCGGACAGACGUGGCCCGGGACUUUGUCUUGCUGUUCACUGUGAUAGAAGAAAACCUCAGCUGGUACCUAGAGGAGAACAUCCAGACCUUCUGCUCAGACCCCACAGGCGUGGACCCUGAUGACGAGGACUUUCAGGAGUCCAACAAAAUGCAUGCCAUAAACGGGUACCUGUACGGGAACCUGCCAGGCCUGGAGGUGUGCCUGAAUGAGACGGUAGCCUGGCACCUCAUCGGCAUGGGCAACGAGGUGGACAUCCACUCCGUAUCCUUCCUGGGGCACACGCUGCUUAACCAGGGCCACCGUACCGAUGUCAUCAGCCUGUUCACGGCGAGCUUCGUCACCGCAAACAUGGUCCCCGUCACCCCGGGGAAGUGGCUGAUGGGAUGCCUGGUGAAUGACCACAUACAAGCUGGAAUGCAAGGCUUUUACCAGGUUUUGGACUGUGGGGAAAAGAAGAACAGUACAGAAGCGCCUCCUACUGGCCGAAUAAGGCGAUAUUACAUAGCUGCUGAGGAACAGUUGUGGGAUUAUGCCCCAUUAGGAAUUGACACUUCAAAUAAUCUGUCCUUGGUUGAUGCUGGCAGUCAGUCGGAGGUGUUCUUUGGAAGGCAAGGGGGUCGGUUGGGUGGGGUGUAUAUGAAGGUUCGCUAUGUGGCCUACACCAAUGAAAAUUUCACCUCCAAGGUGCAGCAGACUGCUGCAGAAAGACACCUUGGCAUUCUGGGCCCAGUAAUCGGAGCUGAAACAGGUGACCAGCUUAUGGUGACAUUUAUGAACAAGGCCAGCAGGAACUACAGCAUGCAGCCCCAUGGGCUUCAGUACGACAAGGCCUUUGAAGGGGCCAGCUACCAGGACGGUGUUCCCAAUGACGGGGCCCUUGUGCGUCCCGGUGACAUAUUCACGUACAGCUGGAGGGUGAGGGAAGGGCCCUCGCCCAGCGACCCAGCAUGCAUCUCCUACCUGUACUACUCGUCCAGUGAUCCGGUCCAAGACACAAACUCUGGGCUGGCCGGCCCCCUGCUGGUGUGUAGAAGGGGUGCGCUGAAUGACAGCGGGUCUCAGAUGGGCGUAGACAAGGAGUUCUUCCUGCUCUUCUCUGCGGUGGAUGAAAACCUCAGCUGGUACCUGGAGGACAAUAUCCGCAGGUUUGGGACAAGAGAAUCAGAUGUGGAGAAUGAGGACUUUAUGGAGAGCAAUAGAAUGCAUGGGGUAAAUGGACUGAUGUAUGGGAACCUGCAGGGUCUAGAUCUCUGCCUUGGGGAUCGGGUGUCCUGGCAUGUCUUUGGCCUGGGCACAGAAGGGGACAUACAUGGGAUUUACUUCCAGGGGAACACCUUCCAGCGGGAGGGUCUGAACAGGGACACCUUGGGCCUGUUCCCCCACACCACAGUCACUGUUUCCAUGCAGCCAGACUCCACAGGGACGUUCGACGUGAACUGCGGGACCACCCAUCACUACCUGGCUGGGAUGAGGCAGCAGUACUCGGUCUCACAGUGCGGAGGGCAGGCCGCUCCCCAGGCCACCGCCCCUCCGCCGGUGGUGCAGUACUUCAUCGCUGCCGAGGAGCUGGAGUGGGACUACUCCCCCAGCAGGACCUGGGAGCUGCAGCUGUACAAUGUCGCCGAGGAGGACAGUCCCGGGAGCAUCUUUGUGGAGAGAGGUGAGAAUCGAAUUGGCUCCAGGUAUAAAAAGGUGGUUUACAGGGAGUACACUAAUGCCACUUUCAAGACGAGGAAGCCAAGGUUACCACAAGACGAACAUCUUCACAUUCUAGGUCCACUAAUCAGGGCAGAGGUUGGAGAGCGUGUUCUGGUCAAUUUCAAGAACAUGGCUACCCGCCCGUUCUCCAUGCAUGCCCAUGGAGUAAAGACCCCUGCUGGCCAGGCAAUGCCAGUGCAACCAGGUGGAAUGCAACAGUACCAAUGGGACUUUCCAGAAAGAUCUGGUCCUGGAAGUUCAGACCCCAACUGCAUCCCAUUUCCCUAUUACUCUACUGUUGACUUUGUAAAGGACACAGCCAGUGGGCUAGUUGGGCCUUUGGUGGUCUGUAGGAAGGGUACGCUGGACCAGAACAGGAAGAGGAGGGAUGUGGACAGGGAGUUUGUCUUGCUCUUCAUGGUUUUCAAUGAAAAUAUCUCCUGGUUCCUGAAAGACAACAUCCAAACCUACCUGAACAAGGACCCCGGCACCUUCCCCAUUACUGAUGAGUUUGUGGAGGGAAACCAAAUGCACGCCAUCAAUGGAAAACUCUAUAAUAAUCUUCAAGGGUUGACAAUAAUGCAAGGAGAGAAGGCAGACUGGUAUCUCCUUGGCAUGGGGGGUGAGAUGGAUCUGCACACUGUCCAUUUCCACGGACAGGCUUUCAUUUACAGGACGGACCAGUCUCACCGAGCAGAUGUCUACGAGCUGUUCCCGGGAACGUCUCAGACGGUGGAGAUGAUAGCAGAUAACCCAGGGACCUGGCUUCUGCACUGUCACAUAGCCGACCAUAUUUACGCUGGCAUGGAGACUGUAUUCACCAUCCAGAACAGGACAGCUCCGGCACUUCAGAUCUCCCUGUUUGGCCUCCGGUCGGCGGACAGGGGUUUCAUGAUGACCCUGACUAUUGGGCUCUGUCUGCUACUGUCUUCACUGUCAUAG
This is a messenger RNA of Conger conger (European conger), 3255 nucleotides long. Its product is annotated as ferroxidase HEPHL1-like. Gene Ontology annotation, cellular component: plasma membrane. Gene Ontology annotation, molecular function: copper ion binding; oxidoreductase activity. The coding region runs from base 1 to 3255 and encodes 1084 amino acids. NCBI's taxonomy places the organism in Eukaryota, Metazoa, Chordata, Actinopteri, Anguilliformes, Congridae. Gene Ontology annotation, biological process: iron ion transport. The record is from RefSeq and is a predicted model, not a curated record. The transcript has 20 exons.